Molecule: messenger RNA, 375 nt
Organism: Meloidogyne enterolobii
Lineage: Eukaryota; Metazoa; Nematoda; Chromadorea; Rhabditida; Meloidogynidae
Source: the annotation of a GenBank genome assembly
CAAUCUCCUUGGUGGAGUUUUCAAAAUCAAUCAAUAAAAAUGGACGCCAAGCAAUUACAACAAGUUUUGGAAGCCGUCCUUAAGCAACAAGCCCAGACCACCUCUACAGCCAAUAAUGCAACAUUAGCUUCUGCUUUAAGUGGACGCAUCACCACAUUCAAUUAUGAUCCUGAAAACGGAUCGACAUUUGAAAGCUGGUUUAAAAGGUUUGGUACCUUAAUAAAUGAUGAUGGGAAAGACCUCCCAGAUGCUUCAAAGGUUAGGCUGUUGGUAGGAAAAUUGGGAGAAGAAGAAUACGCCAAAUACAGCAACAGCGUAGCUCCCGACACACCCGAUAUCAUUACGUUCAAUUUAUUCUUCCACUUUAAUUUGUAA